Molecule: messenger RNA, 1586 nt
Organism: Eurytemora carolleeae
Lineage: Eukaryota; Metazoa; Arthropoda; Copepoda; Calanoida; Temoridae
Product: NF-kappa-B inhibitor alpha
Exons: 2
Coding region: 16-1386 (456 amino acids)
Molecular function (GO): protein binding
Source: RefSeq, a predicted model, not a curated record
UUGAGUUUUGCAAUUAUGAAGAAAAAUGGCGGCUUGAGAGUCCUACUGUCAGUAGAAGCAUACACAAAAUGGGAGGCAGCGGUCUAUGGGAUUCCCCAGACACGGAGGGUUGGCCCCUGCAGUCUGCACUACCUCUGCUCCUGCCCUAGCCUGGCAGAAGGAGGCCCAUGCCGAAUCUUUACAAUACUUCUGUAUACUAUAUCUCUAGGCAGAACCCCAGAUAGCUUUAGUUUAAGCUUAACAGUGAACACUGCUACACACAACACACAACAACAAACAACAAACAACUUUAUAUUAUCCAACAGCAAGAUGUUUCAUGAAGACGAUAUGGACGGCCGGGUGGUGACUGACAGAGCUGUGGAAGUUACUACUCGAAUGGACUAUGAUCAACAUCUACCAAGAUAUGAUUCUGGCUGUGUUUCUGGAGGUUUAUCUAGCCUUGGCUCUCCUAGGCAUGUAUCAAGAGAUUACCAAAGAUUGGAUAGUGGGAUCUGUGAACGAAUGAAUGAAGUUAGGAUUUCUGAAACAGAAGAAAAAGAAAAGGUUUUGUUUAAAAGUCCACAAUCACUUGCACUAGAAUACUACGAGACAGAUAGUGAUGGUGACUGCCAACUACAUCUAGCCAUUGCAGAGGGUGUUACUGAAGUCGUCUUUGCUCUAAUUAAGAUGGCUCCUCAUCCAAACUACCUUGAUAUACAAAAUAAUGAACUCUACGCUCCACUUCAUAUAGCUGUACUCGUAAAUCAACCUCGUAUGGUUCGAAGGUUGGUUGUUGCUGGAGCUACUACAAAUAUCAGGGAUAAAGAAGGGAAUACACCCCUCCAUCUAGCAGCUAAACGAGGGUUCAAGGAGUGUGCUGUAGCUCUUCUAAGUCCAAUCUCCACUGAUGAGCUUCGAGAGGCAAAUAUCAGUACCGGAGCUAAUCCCUCCAAUCUCCAUUCCGUCCUAGAUCUUACAAACUACAAUGGAGAGCAUUGUGUCCACUUGGCAACCUUUGGACAGCAUUACGAAUUCCUUUGGUUCCUUAAUCUCCAUAGGGCUGAUAUCAACGCUAUGGAGGGUAGAUCGGGGAAAACAGCGCUCCAUUACGCGGUCAACAUGGGAGAUGAGAGGCUAGUUAGGUUGCUAGCGCUACCUGCACCUAGUGGAGCGGGAGCCUGGAUUAACUCAAGGGAUUGGGCCGGACGAACAGCUUUACAAUGUGCCAAAAUUAACGGUGACGAAAACAUUUUCCGACUUUUAUCAUCCAUACCGGGAUGUGACACGUCCAUGGAUGAAAGCGACGAGGAUUUCGAGUUCGACACAGACGAGGAGAUCAGCGACUACGACAGGGAUUACACUGAUAUCGAGGUCAACGGAAUGAGAAUUGUCGAGUCGACGGCUUAAAGUUUCUUAAACCAAUAAAACUAUAGAAACAUAUCUGUGAUCUUCUCCUUUCCCUAGAGAACAUUAUAAUUCAAUUAUACAUGAGAUAAAUACAUUCAGAGUUAUUAAGUACAAUGUACAUGUUGUACAUAAAUGUUGCAGAUCAGAGGUUUAUCAGUAUUUAUAUGUACACGUAUUUCAAAAUAAAAUUAUAAAAUGUU